Anopheles bellator is the source of this 6222-nucleotide messenger RNA. It is a transcript of the gene Lrp4, whose product is annotated as low-density lipoprotein receptor-related protein 4. Gene Ontology annotation, molecular function: calcium ion binding; protein binding. The record is from RefSeq and is a predicted model, not a curated record. The transcript has 9 exons. NCBI's taxonomy places the organism in Eukaryota, Metazoa, Arthropoda, Insecta, Diptera, Culicidae.
AUGGGGCUGGUGGGGCUGCUCGUACCACUCGCCACGGCAUACCUCCUUCUUGCGGACCUCGCGCUGUGCGAGGAGUACACGACGGAGAACCCGUCCGUCGAGGGCGUGGACACGGUCGCCAAGUACGGCGACCGGGAGCAGCAGCACGGUGGCGGCGGCGGUCCGAACAAUCUCGGCGCGGCGUGGCAGAUCUUUGGGUCGAACGCGAUGCGCCAGUCGGAGGGCCGGCUGGUGAAGGCGAAGACGCGCAAGGUGAAGGCGCACCAGAAGGACAGCCGGCCGCAGUUGCCGUCCGGCAAGAUCAUGAUGGCGCCGCCCCGGCCCCGCCGCCCGUUCCACCAGAACGCGUCGGUCGCGAUCGACCGGAGCGCGGGCCUCGCGCACCACCCGAUCGGGGCGUCGGGCGGGGCGCUCGGGGCGGGCGGCGCCGGGGGCGGGGUGUACGGGUCGCUGUCCCACUACGACACCCUGUACGGUAUCCGGGGGGUCGAGCGGCGCGACAACGAUGGGCUGCGGCCGUUCGAUGGCCGCUUCGGACCGGCCGGCGGCCAUAUUGGCGGCUACCAUCGGCACCCGGACGACGAUAUCUUCCGCUCGGACGACGAACUACUACUAGAGUCCCCCGGGGGCGGUGGCGGGGGAGGUUUCGGAGGCUCCGGGAAACCGGCGGACGGGGGGCCCGGGGGACCUCUGGAGCACUGCGACAUCCGGUGUGAGCCGCGCGAGUUCCGGUGCGACAAGAGCUGCGCCUGCAUCCACGUGGACCUGCACUGCGACGGGCAGGCGGACUGCGUGCUGGCGGAGGACGAGCAGAACUGCGAGGCCGUCCACCAGCUGCUGGCGCAGCAGAUCAAGGACAACUGCGAGACGAGCGGCACGCACGUGAUCUGCGCCACCACGCACACCUGCAUCUCGCGCGAGUGGCUCUGCGACGGGGACGACGACUGUGGCGACUUCACCGACGAGACCCACUGCGGCACCCGGCUCGACUGUACCGAGGGCAAGUUCGAGUGCCAGAACGGGAUGUGCAUCCCGCCCGACUGGGUCUGCGACGGGGACAACGACUGCAACGAUCUGUCGGACGAGCGGAACUGCACCAAGCAGUGUACGCGGGACGAGUUCCGGUGCAAGGACGGGUCGUGUAUUUCGGCGUCGUUCCAGUGUGACGGCGAGAUGGACUGCAUCGACGAGUCGGACGAGGCGGACUGUGACCGGCCGAUGCAGAACUGCCCCGAGGGCGAGUACAAGUGCAAGGGGGCACUCGGCGGCAUGGGCGGGCCGGGGGGCCGCUGCGUGCUGAUGCGGUUCCGGUGCGACGGCGACAACGACUGCGGUGACUGGAGCGACGAGGAGAACUGCCCCAAGAAGCAGGUCGACUGCAUGAUCAACGAGUUCAAGUGCGACGACGGUGACUGCAUACCGCUCCAGUGGCGCUGCGACGACAAGCAGGACUGCAAUAACGGCGAGGACGAGAAGAACUGCCCGGUGGACCGCGGUACGGCUGGGCGCGCCUGCUCGCCGGACGAGUACACCUGCAAGGACGGCCGAUGCAUUCUGGUAAGAUCUCUCUCUCUCUCUCUCUCGCUCUCUCUGCUUUGGAUCUCUUACGGAACGGCGUGGUUCGGUAGUUCGCGCGAGUCCAGCUAAUGUUCUACUCCCUUCGUUGCUCCCAGGGUGUGCAUCAACCAGAAGCACGUUUGCGACGGGUACGGGGAUUGCGCGAACGGCGAGGACGAGCAGCGGUGCCCGAUAGCGCACCCGUGCGGGGCCCACGCCCGCUGCGAGCAGCUGUGCGUGACGGCGUACAGCGGGCGGGAGGAGUGCCUGUGCCGGGCGGGCUACCUGCUCCACGGGAACGGCUACAACUGCACCGACAUCGACGAGUGUGCGAUCGUGGCGAGCCCGGUCUGCUCGCAGCAGUGCACGAACGUGGCCGGCAGCUUCCGGUGCUCGUGCCAGCCCGGCUACGUGCUGCGGCCGGACCAGCGGACGUGCAAGGCGAUCGGGGGCUCGGUGAAGCUGCUGAUGGCGAACCGGGCCGACAUCCGGCAGGUGUCGCUGAGCGGCGGCAGCAACCAGUACACCUCGAUCGCCAAGGGGCUGCCGAACGCGAUCGCCCUCGACUACCACUACCGGCGGGACCUGCUGUUCUGGACGGACGUGUCGAUCGACGUGAUCAAGCGCUCGCACCUGAACGGCAGCGGCGUCCGUGACGUCAUCAAGUGGGGCCUCGAAUCGCCCGGCGGCCUCGCCGUCGACUGGGUGCACGAUCUGCUGUUCUGGACCGACUCGGGUACGCGCCGCGUCGAGGUGGCGACGCUCGACGGGCAGAUGCGGGCCGUGAUCGCGGCGAACGAGCUGGACAAGCCGCGGGCCAUCGCGGUACACCCGGGCCGGGCGGCCGUGUUCUGGACCGACUGGGGCACUAGCCCGCGCAUCGAGAAGGCGUACAUGGACGGGUCCGAGCGGCAGACGCUCAUCGCGGAGGCCAUCUUCUGGCCGAACGGGCUCGCGAUCGACUACACCAGCGACCGGAUCUACUGGGCGGACGCGAAGCACGUCAUCGAGAGCGCCAACUUUGACGGGAAGGCGCGCCGCAAGAUCCUCAGCAACAACCUGCCGCACCCGUUCGCGCUCGCCCUGUUCGAGGACUCGAUGUACUGGACCGACUGGCACACGAAGACGAUCUCGAGCGCGAGCAAGGUGAACGGGCGCGGCUUCCGCGUCGUCCACGAAGGUCUCCACUUCCCGAUGGGCAUCCAGAGCUACCAUCCGUCCCGUCAGCCCGACUACCCCAACCGCUGCCCGGUGGACCCGGCCGGCGGCGGCGGCGGUCGGCGCGGAGGCUGCUCGCACCUGUGUCUGCCGACGCGGGCCCAUCGCCGGUGCGCCUGUCCGAUUGGGCUGACGCUGCGCUCGGACCAGCGCACCUGCUCGACCGUGCCAGACAAGCUACUGCUGAUCGUGCGCAAGAAGGAUGUGCGGGUGCGCCAGCUGGACGCAGCGAACCCGGUCGACAUGGUGUUGCCGCUCGAUGGCAUCAAGUCGACGGUCGCGGUCGACUGGUGCGCCCGGACCAACGCCAUCUACUGGACGGACGUGGGCAAGAGCCUGAUCAGCCGGGCGUUCAUCAAUGGCAGCGGCCAGGAACCGAUCGUCCGCUCGAACCUCAUCUCGCCCGCCGGUCUCGCGCUCGACUGGAUCACGCAGAAGAUCUACUGGACCGACCCGGGCACGAACCGGAUCGAGGCGGCCACCACCGACGGCCGCCAGAGGGCGCUGCUGGUGUGGGAGCGGCUGGACAAGCCGCGCGACAUCGUCGUCCAGCCGGCCGAGGGCUACAUGUUCUGGUCCGACUGGGGCUCCAACCCGCUGAUCGAGCGGGCCGCCAUGGACGGGGGGGCGCGCUUCACGCUCGUCUCCGAGAACCUGCAGUGGCCGAACGGGCUCGCGCUGGACGUGGACAAGCAGCGGCUGUACUUCCUCGACGGGGGCACCAAGUCGCUCGAGUACGUCAAUUACGACGGCACCGGCCGCAACCGGCUGAUCCAGGAGGGCCUGCGCCACCCGUUCGGGCUGGACGUGUACGAGCGGCGCGUCUACUGGACCGACUGGGACACGCACAGCAUCCAGGUGGCCAACAUGUACACCGGCGCCGACCGGCACACGAUCCUCGCCAACAACAGCGACCUGAUGGACAUCCGGGUGUUCCACCGGAAUCGGCGCGAGUCGCGCAACCCGUGCGCCCACAAGAACGGGGGCUGCUCGUACCUGUGUCUGCUGAAACCGACCAGCUACAGCUGCGCCUGCCCCAUCGGCAUUCAGCUCCAGGAUAAUGGCAAAACGUGCAAGAGUGGACCGGCGAACUAUCUGAUCUUCGCGCACCGCACCGAGAUCCGGCAGGUGUCGCUGGACAGUGACUACCAGAUCGACGUGGUGCUGCCGCUGCCGCCGAUCUCGAACGCCGUCACGCUCGACGUGGACCGGGCGACCGGUGAGGUCUACUGGGCCGACACGAUCGAGGACGUGAUCAUGCGCUCCACGCCCGACGGCAUGCGCAUCAAGCAGAUCUAUAGCGAGAGCAUGACCAGCGUCGAUGGGCUCGUGCUGGACUCGAUCGGCCGCAAGCUGUACUGGACCGAUGCGGGCCGGAAGGUGCUGGAGGUGAGCGACCUGGACGGGGAUGGGUCGCGGUCUGCGCUGGUGUGGCGGGACCUGGAGCAACCGCGCGGAAUCGCGCUCGACUACGACUCGGGGCUGCUGUUUUGGUCGGACUGGGGCGCCGACCCGCGCAUCGAGCGGGCCGACAUGGACGGGGAGAACCGGCGGCCGCUCAUCACCGAGGGGCUCGGCUGGCCGAACGGGCUGGCGGUGGACCGGGCCGAGCGGCGCAUCUACUGGGCGGACGCGCAGAUGAAGACGAUCGAGUCGGCCGGGCUCGGCGGGACGCAGCGCACGCGGCUGGUGGAGAACCUGCCGCACCCGUACGCGCUCGCCGUCACCGCGCGGGCCAUCUACUGGACCGACUGGAUCACGAAGGCGCUCCACACGGUCCCGAAGCAGCCCCAGGGAAAUGGCGCCUCCGCCUCCGCAGUGCACAUCCGCAACGUGACGCACGGGCUCGAGGGCCUGAUGGACGUGAAGGUGGUGCAGGAGGACGACGGCUACCAGCUGGAGAACGUGUGCGGGAAGGCGAACGGGGGCUGCUCGCACCUGUGCCUGCGCAACCCGACCGGCUACAGCUGCAAGUGCCCGACCGGGCUGACGAUGCGCGAGGGCAGCACCAGCGACUGCAAGACCCUGCCGGACGAGUUUCUGCUGAUUGCGCUACGGUCGGGCAUCGGGCGCAUCUCGCUCGACACGCCGGACCUGUUCGACGUGGUCCUGCCGAUCGAGGGCGUGCACGGGGCGGUCGUGCUCGACUACCACUACGACACGCUGCAGGUGUACUACGCGGACGUGAACGUGGACGCGAUCCGGCGCGUCAGCCUGCAGAACGUCUCGGACACGCAGGUGGUGGUGGCGCGCGGCCUCAACACGCCGAACGGGCUGGCGGUCGACUGGCUGGCGGACAACCUGUACUGGACGGACACGGCGCUCAAGCGGAUCGAGGUGGCCCGGCUGGACGGCUCGUGUCGGAAGGCGAUCCUCAGCGACCGGCUGGACGACCCGCGCUCGCUCAUCCUCUACCCGAAGCGGGGCUUCCUGUUCUGGGCCGACUGGGGCGCCACGCCCAAGAUCGAGCGCGCCUACAUGGACGGGAGCGGGCGGCGCAGCGUGGUCGACUUCGAGCUCGGCUUCCCGACCGGGCUCGCCAUCGACUUCGACGCCAAGCGCCUGUACUGGGCCGACGCGCUCCAGGACCGGAUCGAGCGCUGCGACUUCGACGGCCGGCGCCGGGCGCCGGUGGUGGCGCACGCGACGCACCCGUUCGGCUUCACGCUGACCGCGACGCACCUGUACUGGACCGACUGGUACAACAAGUCGGUGCUGCGCGCGCCCAAGGACAGCGCGGCCAGCGUGGAGGUGGCGCGCUUCAACCUGCGCGGCGCGCUCGAGGUCCGCUCGGUGUCCGGCGCCCGCCAGCCGCACGACUGGAACCCGUGCCGGCGUGACAACGGCGGCUGCAGCCACCUCUGUCUGUACGCCGAGACGCGCUACGUGUGCGGCUGCCCGGACGCGCCGGACCCGGCCGGCCGGCCCUGCCACCUCGAGCCGACGUUCGUCGUGCCGAUCCGGCCGAACGACGAGCUGCUGCUGGCGCACCAGGACCACAACCGGCCGAUCAAGUCGAACGGCUCGACCGUGCUCAGCACCAGCAAGAUGCACGCCCAGCUCGUCAUCAUCGCGACCGCCAUCCUGGCCGGGCUGCUCAUCAUCGUCAUCAUCACGAUCCUAGUGUUGAUCGUCAAUUCGAAGCGCAAGCAGACGAAGAAGAGCGCACGGACCGCGAACGAUGUGCUCACGUUCACCAACCCCAACUACAACGGCAUCGACGGCCUGUACCAGGUGGGCGAUACCGCGUCCAGCGCCGCCGCCUCCCAGCGCAACACCAUCUGGAAGCGGCUCAAGUACGACCGGGCGCAGGAGCGAGUGUACGAGGAGAAGUACCUGGGCAUGCAGCACGGUACCGGAGGAGGAGGCGGCAGCUUUUUGGCGACUGGCGGCACGGCGCCCUCCACCACCGUGAUGACACCCGGCUCGGCGGUCCUUCCCGUCUAG